AUGACACUGUACUACACCGACAACAAUGCUCUUAGUGACAUGGUCCACUGGGUUAAUGAGAGCACUUCUCUUUGGCGGGUAGCACCGCUUUCGUAUUCAUGGACCUUUGUGGACUCAGGGGUGCCAGAGGAAGAAUGGCGCGAAGGGCUUGCUGAUAAUGCGACUGUCUUCAGGUGGCAGAGCAUGUCGAAGGUUGGAGGGUUGCCCCUAAAUACUUUUGUGUAUCUGAUGAUCACGAUCGCCGUCAUCAUCUUCCUGAUUUGGUCUGGAAAUGUCGAAAAAAUCAUUCUUGCCGUCAACAGGAGACACUUCAACCACGCGCCUAACAUACACCAGGCCAGCACAGAGGAUCAUGCGUUUCGGAGGGGGUUGGUACGACAUUACCCACCGCGCUCCGAAGAGCCACCAUUCCUAUCACACGCUGAGACAGUGGAAAAUCUCCGAGGUGCGGACAUAACAUCAGACGACAUAAGAGAUUGUCAAAGCAUUAUUCGAAAAGUCUACGCACUCAAAGUGGACGCCUAUAAUGCUCGAGACGCGUAUGCUGCGAGCCAGCUGUUGGUAGCGGAGAUGAGGCGCAAAGAGAAUGCAGGACUGACAGAGAUUCAGAGCAUAGUAGAGGAAUGGGCUAGUGACCAGCCUCAGUGGAAAGCUGAAGAAUGGAAGAAGGUCUGCGAGAUUCGUAACAGGAUGCGGGCAAUUCCGGGACUCCAGCCACUUCCAGGAACACAGUUUGACACGAUAGAGGAAGCGCGAACUAGAUGA
Messenger RNA from Exophiala aquamarina CBS 119918, 765 nucleotides. RefSeq lists its product as uncharacterized. Lineage: Eukaryota; Fungi; Ascomycota; Eurotiomycetes; Chaetothyriales; Herpotrichiellaceae. The transcript has a single exon. The coding region runs from base 1 to 765 and encodes 254 amino acids. The record is from RefSeq and is a predicted model, not a curated record.